AUGCCGUAUAGAGCCAACCCGUCUCUGGCCCGCUUCCUGCGGCCACCAGCGCAACGAACCCUCGUCCCCCGCCUUCACCAGCAGAGACGCCCGGCCUUGGGCCAAGCACCAGUAACACUCUUCUCGAGUUCGAGCAGACUCUGCAACAGCAAAGACGGCCGUCCACAGUCCUCUAUUGACCGUGAGGCCGAGCGCAAGCUAGCCCAGCAAAAGCUCGAGUCAGACCCCGCCCGCGUGUCGAUCGAUAGCUCGACGCGUCCGCUCUUUGAGGAGCACACGCUGCCUGGUUCGGAACCGGGCGUCAACGAGGGAGUCAAGCAUGAUCUAAACAUUGUCAGGGAAGCAUUCAGACUCGGCGACAUCCCCAAAGAAUCACACCUGCUGGGUCUAGCCGGCACGGUCCCCUACCUGGCCACCUCCAUGUCAACCCUCUACCUGGGAUGGGAUCUGGCAAAGACGUACCCGACGGGAAGUAGCAUCGGCAACAUCAUGUUCACGAAUCACGACAAGGCACAGCACAUGCUGUCCAUCUUGGAGCCCGUGCAGCUAGGAUACGGCGCCAUGAUCAUCUCCUUUCUAGGAGCAAUUCACUGGGUAAGAGACUACACACUCUCUCUAUAUACGUGCAGGGAGCCCCGUCUAAACAUCUGGCAUCAGGGUCUCGAAUACGCCGAAAAGGCGCCCCUGGCCGACCGCACCCGCUUCCGAUACGCAAUGGGCGUCGCCGCUCCUGCAGUAGCUUGGCCGACCCUCUACCUGCCAAUAGAGUUCGGGUUGACGGUCCAGUUCGCCGCCUUUGUAGGCUUAUACUUUGCCGACUCGCAGGCCUGCAAGCGCGGCUGGACCCCACCGUGGUACGGGCACUACCGUUUCCUCCUGACGGCCAUGGUCGGGAUAGCAAUUGGUGUGUCCCUUGUCGGGCGCGCAGAGAUAGAAAAGUCCAAGAGGCUCAGCGUGGAUUACCUGCGGUCGAGCAUGGGACAGCCGGGAUUGGCGGAUACGGAAACUGAUUGGGUCAAGGUGGAGGCUGAGGAGAAGGAGAGGAAGCGGGCCGAGGAGAAGGAGAAGAAGGAAUCCAAGAGUGACGAGAAGGACGGCGAGAAGCACAAGGGCGAGGGCAAAGGUGAUGAUCCAGAAAAGUCAAAGAAAGAUGACGGCAAGAAGGAUGGCAAGAGAGACAACAAGGACAACAAAAAGGAUGAGAGCCAAGAUGCGGGUGACUCUGAAAAGAAGGAAGACGGCAAGGGUGACAACGACAAAGAGGAUGAGGGCAAACGCGGAGAGAAGGGCCAGGGCAGGGAUGAUAGAUCAAACUAA
Messenger RNA from Geosmithia morbida, 1317 nucleotides. RefSeq names its product Protein of unknown function (DUF3429). The transcript has 2 exons. NCBI's taxonomy places the organism in Eukaryota, Fungi, Ascomycota, Sordariomycetes, Hypocreales, Bionectriaceae. The record is from RefSeq and is a predicted model, not a curated record. The coding region runs from base 1 to 1317 and encodes 438 amino acids.